AGAGUUUUCAGACAUAUACCAUGGCGGACUCCUUUCGAACUCCAUCCUGGAGGGAGAUGACAAAUGGAGGGGGACACCCCCACUUCAAAAGCGGAGGUCAGAAUGGGGGUUCCCACAGCACCACACGAUACAUGGUGAAGAAGCAGCGCCACAGACACAGGUCCUCUUCACCGAUGGGCAGGGUCAUUCUCAUCAAUGCACCUGUUGAUGGAGGGGAUGACAGUGAAGACAUUCACACAGUGACAUUAGAUAAGAGCCCAGAUGGGCGUCUGGGCUUCAGUGUCCGCGGGGGCUCCGAACAUGGACUCGGUAUAUUUGUCAGCAAGGUGGAGGAUGACAGCCCUGCAGCACAUACUGGGCUAACUGUGGGCGAUAAGCUGGUGGAGGUGAACGGUAUAAGCCUGGAGAGCAUCACCAUGAGCAGUGCCGUGAAGGUCCUGACAGGAAACAACAGGCUAAGGAUGGUGGUGAGACGUGUGGGCAAGAUCCCAGGCAUCCGCUACUCUAAGGAGAAGACUACAUGGGUGGAUCUGAUUCACCGGCGGAUGGUGGUGGAGGAGAGCAGUCGUACCCCAUCAGAGGCCAGUUCAGACAGUGCUCUCCGCAGGAUUGUGCAUCUCUUCACCACAUCAGAUGAUUAUUGCCUUGGCUUCAACAUCAGAGGAGGAAAAGAGUUUGGACUGGGAAUUUAUGUGUCUAAGUUGGAUCCAGGUGGGCUCGCAGAACAGCAUGGCAUCAAAAUGGGCGAUCAAAUCCUUGCAGCCAAUGGGGUGAGCUUCAGUGACAUCACCCACAGCAAUGCAGUCGAGGUCUUGAAGAGCCACACUCACGUCAUGUUGACCAUCAGGGAAGCUGGCAGAUAUCCUGCAUAUAAGGAGAUGGUGGCAGAAUACGGCUGGCUUGAUAAGUUAGCCAAUGGAGGCCCUGCACCAUCAUCACAGGGUUCAGAUUCUAACUCUUCUGCCUCGUCGUUGUCCUCCAGCACACCUCUCAGUUCCCUCAGUGGUCUCUCCCAGGUCCUAUUCCCUCCUGUCUUUGGCUCAGAGAUGGUAGACAUUGGCAUCUCCAUCGAGGACCAUUCCCGACGUCCAAGCAGCACAGAGCGAACUGCUGACUCCGCCAUACAGACUGACCCCCAAUCUCCAAACUACCAGGACCACCUGUUGCCCAAUGGGUCACAGCCGGACAGGCUGGACACCACAGAAACAAGCCGGACUGUAGGUGCCACAGUGUUGCUGAAGGACACAGUUAUACGUGCGACAGGAGAAGGGCCAAGGGAGAUGGGAGGAGCUGGAGAGGGAGGACGGGGAUGGGCGAAAACGCUGUCAUCAGGGGACCAGGAAGUAGAUAAACACUCACCUAAGACAGCAGCACUGAUGGCCCUGAGCAGACCGCGGAAGCCAAUCAGACGCUCCCAGAGCCAUAUCACAGUGUCAGAGGAGAGACAGAAGAAGAAAAGGCAACACAGGGAGAAAAGCUCGGAAGAGGGUAAAACCAGCCUGAAGCGCUCCAAAACCUUUGUCAACCUGUUAUUUAAGAAAGACCGUAAAGAGAGGAGUCGCUCCAAGUCACCAUCUCACCAUUCUGACAAAGAUAAGGAGCGGGGUCACCCAUUCCAACUCUUGACCACCCCAAGGGAAUCCCGAGCUGGCAGCCCACUGCCCCGUUCCGAGACCCUGCAGCACGUGGAGGACAUGGCAAAGAAACUGCUCAGUCAGGAUGAGGUGGCUGCUGUGUUGAGACACUGUCAGCGAUUUUUGUCUGACUCUGUGAUUGAGGACUUGGUGCGUCCCCUCCUAGCAAUCUUGGACAAGCCAGAGAAACUGCUGCUUCUCAGAGAAAUAAGAAUGCUGAUACCAAUGACUGAGCUGGGUCGCUUUGACAGCAUGGUCAUGCCCUUUGAGCUGGAGGCAUACAGUAUUCUCAAGAGUCGUUCAUUGCGUUCUCCAGCUCUGCGCUCUCCUCGUAGUGGAACCCCUCGCCGUCACCUCAUCACCCCAAUCCCAGACUACAGGGGUGGAUUUCAUUUGCAGCCGGUCUGCGACGCACUGCAUGAGCGUCAGUUGAUCCAGGAGUUGGAGAAGCUGCGUGUGUCCAGCUCACAGCCAGGCCAUCUCUCACCAUCCCGUGCCUUCAUCCCUCUGCUGGAUGUACCUGUGGACAGCUAUGUGUCCUCUACUGUGCGCUCCCGUUCCCCCAGCCCCUUGCCCACUCACAGCUUCCUCCUCACAGAAUCACCGCACAGCACCAAACGUGGGCGCCAACCCCAUCGAUCCCCAAACAGAAGAGAGAAUGGGGCGUUACGUUACGAUGAGGUCUCUUUGCUGUCCGUGUCUGACCGAGGAGAUGUGGCUUCCGAACGAGGGAGGUCACCUGUGAGGAACGGCGGUGGGAGAGCAAGGAGGGAGGGAAGUCCUGACAGUAUAUAUGGCAGACAAGGCAGGCAGGAGGGCUACACAGAGGUCAGCGUAUAUGUUCCUUCGCAGCGGAGAGGGAGAACUCCUCUGGCUGAGGUAUUUGAUCCCCACAGGGAGAAGAGCCCAUCCAUGGUCAGUAGGACUGCUCAGGAAGGGAAUGGACUUUCCCAAAAUGGUGUAAAAGUGAAAAGAAGAGCAACUCUACCACCUGAGGAAUGUGAAAUUAUCAGUUUGACCAUCUCCAAGGCCAAGCAGUCGCUGGGUAUUAGUAUUUCUGGAGGUGUUGAAUCCAGAGUCCAGCCCAUGAUAAAAAUUGAGAAAAUCUUCCCAGGUGGAGCUGCAUCUACAAAUGAAGCUCUAAAGGCAGGGUAUGAGCUGUUGUCCGUAGAUGGAGAGAGUCUGCAGGGAGUGACUCAUCAGCACGCCGUGGAUGUAAUUCGGCGUGCAUUCAGCAACAAGGCCAAAGAGCCGAUGGUUUUUGUGGUCAAGGUCCCUAAGGUCCCUACCGACCCGAGCAGCCCCAACAGACUUGCUGACUAAACUUUGUGUGCCUCACAGCCAGGCUGCUGCUCGGCUGCACGAAGGACAACAAAACCUGCAGCUCCUCUGGGACUCAAUAAAUACAGGAUUCACCCCAGAAGAAGAAAUAUGGGACAGGUAGAGCGCUGGUCACAGCGGAGACAGUCAAAGGCAAAGUUAUGACAAAAUAUACCAUAAAGUAUGUCUGAAAUAAAGGUUGCAGCUGGUUUUUAAGACUGAUACAGUCGCAUAUUUGUCAAGGUAAAGGUCACUUUUGCUAUAAUGUAAGAUGAAGCCCAAAUGCCCAAAGUGUAUGACUUUUAUAUGAUUCUCAUUGUUUUUAGCAAAACUUUUACUAAAAUGCAUAUGUUGCACGUUUUCUAAAAGGCGUUUUAUGAUAACAUCAUGUAAUUCAUGGACUUGUCCUCGGUUAGAAUAGUGCCACUGUUCAACACGUGGGAACUUUGCCGUGACCUCUGAGCACUGUCUGAUAGUGGAGCCAGUGGUCUGCACUUUUUACUUGAAGCAUCUCAGCCUAGCAGCCCUGCAGGCCUGCCAGAGGGAGAUUACCUCAGCCAGCAUUAUGAGAUUUAUAGAUUUAUACCCAGAUUAAAUCCCUGUAUUAUGUCAAAACUGAUAGUUUGGGUUUAGAGGAUGUCUGAGGAGAUUAUUGCAAAUUGCUGCUCAGUAUUUUUUGUUCUGUAUUUCGCUGGCAGAGGUGCCUGUAUUCUGGAGCCAUCAGCCACUUUAGAGGUUUAAUUACACCAUGCUGUGGAUGGAGCUUAUGCAGACAUGUGGAGGAGUUGGAAAAACAUGAGAAAUGCAGGGCCAGUGGCACAGUUUAAAUCAAAGUAGGAUAAAAGAAAUAUGGGCGGGAGAAUGUAGUGUGCUUAGUGCCUUAAUUCUAUAGAUGGGCAGUUGAGUAAAACACUGAUAAAAUGUUAUUCAAACUUGGUUUUAAUAAG
Archocentrus centrarchus (flier cichlid) is the source of this 3901-nucleotide messenger RNA. RefSeq names its product PDZ domain containing 7a (gene pdzd7a). The coding region runs from base 21 to 2957 and encodes 978 amino acids. The record is from RefSeq and is a predicted model, not a curated record. Lineage: Eukaryota; Metazoa; Chordata; Actinopteri; Cichliformes; Cichlidae. Gene Ontology annotation, cellular component: stereocilia ankle link complex; stereocilium tip; cilium. The transcript is spliced from 15 exons. Gene Ontology annotation, molecular function: protein binding. Gene Ontology annotation, biological process: sensory perception of sound; auditory receptor cell stereocilium organization.